Folsomia candida is the source of this 3898-nucleotide messenger RNA. RefSeq lists its product as uncharacterized. The coding region runs from base 30 to 983 and encodes 317 amino acids. The record is from RefSeq and is a predicted model, not a curated record. NCBI's taxonomy places the organism in Eukaryota, Metazoa, Arthropoda, Collembola, Entomobryomorpha, Isotomidae. The transcript has 2 exons.
AAUGAUUUUGACCAUUUUUCCAAAUAGGAAUGACUCGGCGCAAUCCAUGGAGGCAGAUAUCAUUGUCGCAGGAUUUCGCGAAAGUUAUGAGAAGCACGGCGUACUCUAAAGUACCGAUUUUGAAGAUUGAUUGUUCAAAUCACGCAGUAAGAGGACUGAAUUCCAAGAUUUUCUCAAUUACCAACAAUACUUCUCACGCAAAAGAAGGGAGGGAUUUGAUUAAAAAGCACAUCAAUAGGUUUGGGAAGGAUGUACGCUCGGCAAUAACUUACAACGCCAACAAUCGAAGCUCUGAUGACCCCCUCACGAAAACUUCCGCUAAAACUUUGGCGGAUGACAUUACCAAUGUUUUGGCUCACAUUUAUGGGGACCACUCAAACUGUAAAAGUUACUUUUGCAAGAAAGGAGGAAGCGAAGAGUUUUCAAAAUUCAGAUCAACCACGGCAGGAAAAGAAUUGAUUGAGUGCUUUGGAAGGCUGGCAACUAGGUCCCCACGCCUAAUAUUUGAUGUCACGAGUAACUACGCGGAAUCAUUCAUGGCCCUAGCUGCUAAAUCAAUUUCAGGGAAGAGAAUAAAUUUUGCACAAAGAGGUGCGUACGGUCGUAGAAUUCAAGCUGCAGCUCUUGCCUACAACAAUGGAGGAUUCUGGCUACUCUCAAAGAUUAAUUCAGACAAACCUGUACGGUCACAUAUAUGGAGACAAGCCAAGUCGUAUUUUUCUGCUAAAAAAGACCCCAGAAAGCGAGCAAGAACAGGACCAUUUGGAAGAUGUAAAACCAAAAAUUCCACCGUCGAGGAUACCCAGAAUUAUGGACCCGAGGCACUGCAAGGGCGUCUGACCGAUGAGGAAAUUGCCAUAGCUGUAGAUAAACUUGUCAAAGACCUUCACGUUUCAGAACAACGACAACGAGAAAAGAUCCAAAAUGACACGUGGGGCAGACUUUCAAUGAUGAAUGGAAAUGGCAGCGCAGAAAUCGACUGACCGCAAGCAAUGCCGGAAAGAUUUUCAAGAUGAGUGACUGCACUUCAAACAGGAAUAUACUACAACAUAUUCUGUACCCCAAGGAUCUCAGUCACAAUGACAAUAUUUUGCGUGGUAUCAAUCUAGAACCAAAGGCAAAAUCAUUUUAUGCAGCUAAGAACAAAAUUGAAGUAGCAGAGUGUGGCCUCUUCAUUUCACACGAAUAUGGAUUUCUCGCUUCAUCCCCUGAUCUUGCGGUUGGAAACAAUGGGAUAGCGGAAAUGAAAUGUACGAACUGCAAGCCAGAUCAGAUCCCGUUGAGGCCCGACAAGUUUCUCAUUAGAGAUGCGGAAGGAAGUCUGAAGUUGAACAGGAAGCACAAUUAUUUUUACCAAGUUGUAAUGCAACUACAUACUGCCGAUAAAGAUUUUUGUGACUUUUGUGUAUAUUAUGAAGACCCGGAGUCAAAUUCCCCAUAUUUCUUUCAAGAACGAGUUUGGAGAAAUGAUGAAACGCUAGCCGUGUGGAAGUGCAUGAAAGAGAAACUUGUCAAGUUCUACCUCAUGGAUAUGGCUCAAGAAAUUGUGGACCCCAUAUUCCCAACUCAGAACCGAUUUAGGGAACCGGAGUACCGCGUUCAAGCCAUUGAUGCAGCGAAAGAGAAGAGAACAAAGAAAAUUCGUUAGAAAUUAAAUUCGUUUUUGAUAAAAGUCUAAAAUAAAUGUUAUAAGUAUGAGUACGAAUGUGAGUGUGAGUUCUACUUGAUUAGUCAGUAAAUCUAGCAUUAGAAACGAGCUUAUAUGUAGUGUGGAUAUGAAGUAAUAAGUAUUUAUGUGUAGAAGUAGAAUAUGUGUGCAGUAGUAUAUAAAUAUGUGUAGUGUGAGUGCAUAAAUAAAUUACAUGAAAAUUGUAUAAAUAAUGAAGUCACAAUAAAUAAUCAAAAUAAUAAAUAUUCAAAAUCAUCAUAAAUAAAAUAAUAUUAAUACUAAAAGACUAAAAAGAGAGACAUAUAGGAAAUACACAUUAAAAAAAAACCCCAAUAAGUGGGGGUGGGUGCGGUAUUCGAACUCAUCACAGCCCGAUGCUCUACAUAUACCCCUUCGCCUCGUACAGAGACUAAGCUACUGGGCUACAAGGGCAGUGAGCAAAAGACACUGCAAGAGACGCUGGAUUUAUGUGAAUGCCUGAUCACUCACAUCAUCAUCAUGUUCACAUCUCACCUCAUCUCACUGCAUGCAUAAAUAAUCUUGUUCCCAUAUGCAUAUUGAAAUCAAAUGCAUAUGGGAACAAGACAACAUCAAUUUUUUGCACAAAAAUACCUAACAAUUAUUGUUGCUAACAUAAAAUCAAUUUUCGAAAAGUAAAUCUUCCCCCGCCCCCUUAACCUUAUAAAAACUAAUUAAUUUUGACCUGGAUACCAUUUAAAAACGGAAUUUAAAAUGGUUUCUAUUGCUCUUGAGGGCGGACUUUCUGGGGUGCAAAAUACCAUUGAGACCGAGUUGUGGGGCGGUGAUAAAAUCAGUUGGGGACUGAAUUAAUGCAAACCGAUUUUGAAUAUUCUGCUUAUGCAGUUUUGAUUUAUUACGAACCAAGAACUGAUUCGCGAACAAUAAUUAUACAUAAAGUGAACGAGUUAUGUACUGUGCGGGUGGAGCUUAAACCUACGGCCUCCUGAAGUACCUUGUGCUGAGACUAGGGUUUCUCGUGAGUUUAGCUCAUUCGCACAGCACAUAACUAACUCACUUCAAGUUUAGAACAUUAUACACUUUUUGAACAUGAAAUUUCAAUUAUAAAUCAACAAUAUAACUGAGCCAAAUGGCACACACUAUAAAUUUUUGACACGACAGUGGGAUUUGAUUUUCAUAGUAGUACAACAAUUAACUAAACGAACAGUAAAUCAUCAUCAUUGAUGACAUUACUAUCAUGAUUUUGGGAUGCAUUAUAUAUUUCAAACAAGUUAUUGUAAUCGUAACGUGGUGAAUUUUGUCCAGUGUUCUGUGACUCGUUGCGAUCCGCUAGUGGCACUACUUGCUGCGAUACCUGCUGCUGCGAUAACUGCAACUAUUUGUGAAUACACUACAUAAAUUCUCAGCAAAGAUAAACAGCAUGUUCUCGACUUACCAUUUCGUCAUGAUAAAAUUUGAAACAGUUGAAGACGCUGCUACCAAUGCACAAACGUUUCUCGCAAGCAAGGCACUUGAACUGCGUAAUCGUCCUCUUCCCCAAUUUUGUUUUGCAGUGGAAACAAUCGGAUUUGCUUGGGUAACCGUUUUCUUUCAUAACUCGUUCUGUAAUAUGCAUAUUCGCUAAGGGUACUGAGACACGGCUUUGGGAAGGUCUUCCUCUUGGCUUCCGUGCUACGGGGAACUUCGUGAGAAUGUUGUGGAUUAUUGAUUUGACGAACGCUUCGUAAUUAAGACGGCGGAAUCCAACUUGAUCGUUUUGGGUCGUAUUGUACAUAAUCAUUGAAUUAUAUACCGAGAGCUCGACCAAAUAAAAUGCGACCUUUUUAUACCACUUGUAUGACUUGCGGAGACUUUGGUUGGGUUUUAUCGUUUUGUCGACAUUGUCCACCCCACCCAUGGUCUUGUUGUAGAGUAAAACUGUAUCUGGCUUCAUUCGUUGGUUGUUGGGGUUGGUGGAGGGCCAUUCGGUCAUUCCAUGGGGCAUGAAAGAGUUGAGGAUAAGCACUUCCCGCCUGUCCUGCCAUCUUGUAUGUACAAAGAGGUUCUAAAUUUUUGAAAAAAAACAAUAAAUAGAAAUAUUUCACCAACCUUUCUAUCAAAACGUCUCCAUCACUAAAGGUUUCAACCUCUCCUUUUCUGAGUUUUCGAGUCAUCCUUGCACCUCUUGGAAUUCCUUUCCGUCUUUUUUGUACAGUCCCCAAAACAUACGUGAGACGAUCUUUCAACAUCCUUGCUAAUUUGAGGCUGUGG